Molecule: messenger RNA, 5780 nt
Organism: Microstroma glucosiphilum
Lineage: Eukaryota; Fungi; Basidiomycota; Exobasidiomycetes; Microstromatales; Microstromataceae
Exons: 3
Coding region: 300-5639 (1779 amino acids)
Biological process (GO): transmembrane transport
Cellular component (GO): fungal-type vacuole membrane; fungal-type vacuole
Molecular function (GO): ATP hydrolysis activity; ABC-type peptide transporter activity; ATP binding
Source: RefSeq, a predicted model, not a curated record
GCCUGACUCAGACCGUUCCUUCUCAGCCAAAGCCUCGUCCCUCGCAUAACUCAUCCUUGGCGAGCGAAGAAGUCUUCCAAUCUGGGUCUGGAUCUUCUCAUAUAUUGAGCGUACCCAUCUGGGCACUUCAGACCACUCACAGCAACGCAAACCUUGUUCUGCCUGAUCUGUGCUCGCCCUCUCCGCCCUCACCCAUUCUCGUCUUCCUCUUCCCUCUCCCCCUCCUCCUCAUCACCACCACUAGCUCAACAACGCUGGAUACUGUGAAUCAGACAGACGUGCAUACACUGACUUUGCCUAUGCUGGGUUGUUCGAAGGUUCACGACAACGUCGACUGGACGCCAUGCUUCCGUGAAAAGUUCCUCAACACAGCGCUACCUCUAGGGGCGCUUUUAGUCUCCCUGUUCGUCUUCUUGCUGCAAUAUGCGCACUCCACGCGGAAACAUAAGAGGUCCGCCAAGGUCAUUGCUCAGCUGGACCCCUCUGCGUCCAAUUUUGCUACCGCUCGACUCACUGGGGAGGGCGGAGUUGAUGGGCAAAGAGUGGACCAGCGAAGUAGCCUCUUCUCGAGGGCUGCGAAAAAUCUUCCUUCAUGGAGGUCUUCCAAGAAUAAUGCCAAGAAGGGCAAGGGAUUGGCAGGGGAACCAGUCAGCGCAGCGACUGUUGCCGUUUUCAGGACGGAGAAUGCCAUGAUCCUCAACGAGGUGCAUUCCAUCCCUCUGCGCCAACUUUCAGCACCUGAGCUCGCCAGGAAAAGGGUGUUGGACACAUCAAAGAGAUGCGUUGAUACAUUUGGCGCCAUCAUCAUAGCUUCGCUACAUGCUGCUGGCUGGAUGAUGGGAGGUGGACGGACAGAGGCAGUGUGGAGCACAACAUGGAUCUAUCUCGCAGUCUUGGGAGGCUUCUCACUUGGUACAUCGCAUUCACUCUACAGCCACAAGACGGCAAUCUUUCUGAUCUACUUCGUCGUCGCAAUAUCAAACCUGCGCUCGACUGUUAUCAGUCAUGAAGAAUUCAAGGCUGACCUUGUCCUUGCAGCGGUGAAGCUCGCAGCGGCUGGCCUCAUCCUGAUCCCCACGUUGUUCUUCCCGCUAGAGAGUAAAGUCCCAGCUCACUUGGCAGCGAUCCACCGCACAAUGCAAGCUCGAUCUCAAUUCGGGGUGCCGGGCACAGCUAUCCCUUCUCCUGCCCCUAGCUCGCCUUUGUUGAGGGCACAGAGAGACGAUGAAGCCUCAGCUGAUCUCAACAAUGGCGACCUCUUGGACCGUCUCGCAGCGAGAAAUGCGGAGGAAAAGAUUCGGGAUGAGGCUCCUCCCCCACCUGAAGUCCAAGCAUCUCUCUACAGCCGCCUCUAUUUCAGCUUCGUCACGCCAGCAAUGAUCAAGCAUUACAAGACGCAGUUUACACUGCCCGCCGUGCCUGAUCUUCCACCGGGCGAUAAAGCCGCUGCUGUCGUGGCCAGCUUCAGAGCCGAAUCCAACCGUGACACAAAUGACAAGAGCGGAGACGCCAGUACGCUGGUACCGUCCAAUCGUCCCCUAGCUGGAAGGCUCAUAUGGCAUUAUCGCAGCUUACUCCUCCUACAGAUCAUGUGGGCCGCUGUCGAGGCUGCUCUGGAGAUGUCUCCCGCCGUGGGACUGCGAGCCUUGCUUGCCUAUCUCGAAGAGAGGGACGCAGAGAGGAACGGAGGUGCCAAAGCCAUGACCCCAGUUCACAUGGCCGUAUUGUACGCAGUGGCGAUGGGAGUUGGACAAGCUCUUGGGGCUAUUUGCGCUUCACAGAGCUUGUUCAUUGGUAGGCGGAUUUGCAUCAGGCUUCGUGCUAUCUUGAUCACCGAAAUAAUUAGCAAAGCCUUGAGGAAAAGCGAUGUCAGCCGAACUACCAGCGAAGAGACAAGUUCGCCAGCUGAAGGUGUCAAGAAGACGAAGGGAAAGGAAGACGACAAGCAAUUGUCUGCUACGGACGGUCAGAUUGCGAAUCUCGUCUCCGUCGAUGUGUUCAAGGUCUCGGAAGUAUGUGCAUACUUGCACUUUGUGUUUCCUCAGGCUCCUCUCAUCCUUGGCCUGGCCCUCUACCUCCUUUAUAGUCUCUUAGGCUGGUCCGCCCUCGCGGGCUUCGCCGUACUCGCAGCCGCCAUGCCAGCCCAGGCUCUUGUCGCGCGGUUCUUUGUCAAACUACAGAAGCAGCUGCUAGAAGCGACCGACAAGCGCCUGAACCUCACGACUGAGGUGCUCAAUUGUAUCAAGACUGUCAAGUUCUUUGCAUGGGAGGAAGCAUUUGCUGCUCGCCUAGGAGAAGCGCGAGCUCGAGAGCUACGCGUCCUGAGGAAGCGUAGCUUUGCUUGGCUCCUUGCGACUUUCUUCUACUUUGGCAGUCCUGUGCUCGUCACCGUCGUGACGUUCGGAAUCCAUACCCAGGUCCGCAAGCAGGCCUUGACGGCUGAGACAGCCUUUACAGCAUUGGCGCUCUUCAAUCUCAUCCGAAAUCCUCUAGAUGCUCUGCCGGACAUGAUUGUCAAUAUCCUCAGUGCGCUCGUCUCAGUGCGACGUAUUGAUUCUUUCUUGAGAGAGCCGGAAACCCUGAAGUACGAGCAGUUGCUUCGAAACGAGGCUGACGGACCGCCAAAUCCGAGCGACCCUGUCGUGGGCUUUGAGCAUGCCACCUUCGUCUUCGGAGCAGGCAAAAGCGAUGCUGGCGCCGACAGUGAUGGAGACGCAACCUCUGCUGAGCAAUCCUUCGCUCUUAAAGACCUGACUUUGCAUUUCCCAGAGGGCAAGCUCAGUAUCAUUACGGGACCAGUGGGAGCGGGAAAGACCUGUCUUCUGCUGUCUCUGCUAGGCGAGACCAGGAGAGUCAGCGGUCGCACUUUUAUGCCUUGCCCCAUUGCUCGUGCAUUGGAGCCGGUCAAUCCCGCCACGGGACUAUCCAAUACUGUCGCCUAUGUCUCCCAAAGCGCUUGGCUCCUCGGCACUACCGUCAAAGAGAACAUUUUGUUUGGGUCGCCCUACAAUGACCAGCGUUAUCGCAGUGUCCUCAAGGCCUGUUCUCUCGAGCCCGACCUCAAGAUUCUCGAGUAUCACGACGAGACUGAAGUGGGCGAAAAAGGCACAUCGCUGUCCGGGGGACAGAAGGCCCGUGUCGCUCUGGCCCGAGCUCUGUACUCCUCUGCACGGUACAUCCUGAUCGAUGACGCCCUCAGCGCAGUCGAUGCCCAUACUGCUGAACAUCUGUACAAGGAGUACCUCCUGGGACCUCUGAUGAGCGGUAGGACAUGUCUAUUGGUCACACACUCGGUCUCAUUGGUCUUGCCCGGCGCCUCAUACGCCGUGGUGCUUGACAAUGGACGAGUGACGCGAGCCGGACCAGCUGACGAGCUCGCAGCAGACGGCGUCUUUGACCAUGAGACUGGACCCCGAUCGGUCAAGCCGACGGAGAACGGAUUAUCGAACGACAAAGGCGCUUCUGACGAUGAAGCUAAUCCCAUCAUCGAGGAGGUCGAUGAUAAUGCUCGUGCGCACGAAGAAGCGGAGAUCAAGAUCAAACAGGAUCGAAAGAAAGUCAGCAAGCUCGAGGAGACGUUUGGUCAGGGAGCUGUUGGCGCUGCUCAGUACUACCUUUACGCUCGGUCAUUCUUCAAGAGCGCAGUAGCCUCUGUGGUCUUCUGGAUUGUGGCAGUGAUCCUCUUCUUAGCUAGCAGAGGAACCGAUGUGGCCAACUCGGCUUGGCUGCGCAAGUGGGCUGCUUCUUACUCGCCUCAUCUUGUCAAAGAGCAAGGACAUACGUCUCAAGAGCUUGGUACGCUGCAACAGAUGAUUUACAAUCAAGGGCCGGCUCAUGCAUCGCAAGUAGUCUUUGCCAAUGGCAAUACUACUGCUGUCAGUAGUCUCUGGCAGCCUAUUACCGCCUUGAUGGCUGACAAGGAGCGACCAGAUUUGACCCUCUACUACCUCAAGAUCUAUCUCCUGAUAUCUUUCGCAUUCAUCGCUCUUUCUAUACUCAGAGACGCCGCCGUCGUCGUUGGGUCUGUCUCCGCCUCACGAAACAUCUAUAUUCAGAUGACCGAUGCGGUCCUCCGAGCACGUCCGCAAUUCUUUGACAGGACUCCUGUCGGUCGAAUCAUCAAUCGUUUCAGCAAGGAUCUCGAGACUCUCGAUCAGGAAAUUUCGGGAAUGUUCCUGUUCCUGAUCGAUCGCAUCAUUGCAGACGUGAUCAUCCUUGUCGUCGCCUCGUACGCCUUGCCCUUCUUCAUCGUCUUUGCGAUCUUCGUCAUCAUGGUCUUCACUGCAAUCGGCGCACUCUACAUAGUGUCCUCACGAGACCUGAAGAGGAUCGAGUCUGUACAACGAUCUCCGAUCUUCACGCUCGUUGGAGAAGUGUUGGGAGGUGCAGUAGCUAUCCGGGCAUACGGCGAUGCCGCUCGCUUCACGCGUCACUGCUUGCGGUUGGUUGACAAGGCUUCUCGACCCUUCUUCUUCCUCUGGUACGAGAACAGAUGGCUUUCCAUGCGCGUGGACAGCUCCGCUGGAAUGGUCUCGAUCGUAAUGGGCCUCGGCAUCAUUUAUACGAAGAGCAUUGACGCCGCCUUGGCAGGAUUCGCAUUCUCGUUCACCAUUCAGCUUGUCGAUGCUGCAUUGUGGACGGUCAGAUGCAUCACUAUCAACGAGAUCAACUUCAACUCGGUAGAGAGAAUCGGCGAAUACCUCAAGAUUGAGCCUGAGAGAUCCAUUGGCACGGAGCCGCCUGCCGCUUGGCCAUCUUCGAGCGGCAACAUCGUCGUGGAAGACCUGACGGUCAGAUACACGCCUGAAUUUGAGCCGGUACUGAAGAAUGUGUCCUUUGAGAUUCAGCCUGGGGAGAAGGUCGGCAUCGUAGGCCGUACUGGAAGUGGAAAGAGUACCCUAGCCUUGUCCUUCUUCCGCUUCCUCGAGGCUGAAGCAGGACAAAUCAUCAUCGACGGUAUCAGCAUUUCAUCUGUGCCGCUCAAGACGUUGCGUCAGAGGCUUACAGUCAUUCCUCAAGACGCCCAACUCUUCAGCGGUACGGUUCGAUCGAACCUGGAUCCCUUUUCUCAGUACGAAGAGGGAGAGCUGUGGCAAGCUCUUCAGCGCUGCAAGCUCGCCUCAUCUGGGGCCACACCUGCCGCGUCUCGGGCGCCUACGCGUCCAGGCUCACCAGUGGCCGGCGAAGGAUCCUCUCUCUUCACAUCCUUGAAUGCGCCCAUUGAACAAGGUGGUCGCAAUCUCUCCGCUGGCCAACGCCAGCUCCUAGCCCUUGCCCGCGGUCUGCUGAAGAUGCGCGACUCGCGCAUCCUGAUCCUCGAUGAGAGCACCGCCAACUUGGACACUGCCAGCGAUCAGCAGAUUCAGCGUACGAUCCGCAAAGAGAUGGCACCUGGCGCCACCAUCCUUGUCAUUGCCCAUCGGCUGCGCACGAUCAUCGACUUUGACAAAAUUCUUGUCCUCGACAAGGGCAAUGUUCUUGAGUACGACGCUCCCCUCACGCUUUUGCAGGACGAGAAGAGCUCCUUCUGGGAACUCUGUGCCCGCUCGGGAGAGCUGGAGAUGCUACAGGAAAUGGCAGAGACGGCGGCCGAGGAGAAGAAGAAGCGACUGUCACAGGAGGGAAAGCAAGUAAGAUAGAGACGUUGAAGUCAACAGGAAUGGAAUUCGAUAUUUGCAAAUAGAUGACCUUGUGGUUUCCUGACCGAAUACUUUUCGCCGACCUGGGCCAAGUGGCUGCUGCCACAGUGACCUUGUGACAGCUUCCUCGCCUGAGAUCAG